UUGUCCUGCUAUCAGUCUCCUUCCUUUUUUUUAUUUGUGAUAUCAGGAAAAGAGAAGAGAACGUCGUUUUAGUCGCUCAAGUUCAUUAUUAGUCAUCUUUCUUUGUUUUUUGUCAAUGAUUUAGAGUGAGUUCAUCCUCUUCAUCAAGUUGUCCCUCUAGUAGUUCUUAAUUUUCAGUCAUCAUGGGAGCCGUUCUAGGCUUAUUCUCUGCAGCCUCGAUGGCUUGCUGUUGCGCAAGUUCAGCAGCAAGUCUGUGCUGUGCAGUGUGUCCAUCCUGCCGCAAUUCAACCUCAACUCGCCUGAUGUAUGCUGUCAUGCUGCUUGUCAGCACUAUCAUCGCUGCGUUAAUGCUAGCACCUGGUCUUCAGGAUAUGCUUCAAAAAGUGCCGUUCUGCCAUGGGACAGGACAGGAGAAUAAAUCAAUCUCAGCUCAAAUUAGUGAUUUCAUUUCACCCUCCCAAGCUUUACCACAGUUUGAUUGUCAAUCUGCCGUUGGAUACAUCGCAGUUUACAGAAUAUGCUUCACUGUUUUCAUGUUCUUUGCCUUCAUGGCCAUUAUUAUGGUUGGUGUCAAAUCCUCAAGGGACAACAGGGCAGCCAUUCAAAACGGAUUUUGGGGACUGAAGUACCUUCUAAUUAUCGGCGGAACCAUUGCUGCUUUCUUCAUUCCUAAAGAACAUCUUGGUUUGCCGUGGAUGUAUUUUGGUAUGGUCGGUGGUCUUCUAUUCAUUCUUAUCCAGUUGAUCCUCAUUAUUGAUUUUGCGCACAAUUGGGCUGAAAGCUGGGUCACCAACUUCGAAGAAACUGAAUCCAGGAAAUGGUGGUUUGCCCUCAUAGGUGUUACCCUGCUGAAUUUCACUCUUACCAUCAUUGGUGCAUUCUUCCUAUUUUCUCUUUACACGUCGGAUGGCUGUUAUUUGAACAAAUUCUUCAUCUCUUCCGAUCUCCUCCUCGUAAUCGUUGCUGGCUUUACAUGCAUUUCACCAGCGGUCCAAGAAAGACAACCACGAUCAGGGCUACUUCAAACCUCCGUUGUGUCUCUCUACACAAUGUACUUGACUUGGUCAGCUCUCUCCAAUAGCCCUGACAAAGGCUGUAACCCUGGCUUCAUACCCGGUCUCAGCAACAACACAAGUGCAGUUCAUUUUGACGGGCAGAGCAUGAUUGGUCUUCUCAUUUGGGCCUGUUGUGUCAUAUAUUCCUCGCUAAGGAGUGCAUCCAAGUCUUCAAAAUUCACCAUGUCCGACAAAAUCCUUGUUGAUGAUACCAAUGAAGGAGGUGAUGAAAGCCGAUCCCUUGAAGCUGGAGGCAGCAACAAGAGCAAAGUGUGGGACAAUGAGGAAGAGGGCGUUGUCUACAGCUGGACAUUCUUCCACAUUAUGUUCGCUCUGGCAACAUUGUACAUAAUGAUGACCUUGACCAACUGGUACACACCAACAACAUCUUUAGCAACAAUGAACUCCAAUUCUGCUUCAAUGUGGGUGAAACAAGUUUCUAGUUGGCUAUGCAUGUCGCUUUACAUUUGGACAUUGGUCGCCCCCAUUGUUUUUCCGGACAGAGUAUUUGAAUAAGUAUUAAAAUUACUGGUUUCCAGCGCUUCAUUUUUUAUGCGAGUACCCUAUCUACCAUCCGUCGAGUCAAAUAAGUGUCUCAGCUGUGGCUUCUACUUCUUUUUGUAUAUGCAAGCUGCUCUUUUUAUCAACGGUUUUUUCUCUGCAGCACAGACACCGUUUGUAAAUUCGUGAAGUCGAUUUUUGAAUGUACGACCUGUGGCUUAUAAAAUGAAGUGAAAUUAACCAUUGUAUGACCUUAAAUGCCCUAUUGUUUGAAGUUUUGAGUCAGUAACAUAGAUUUAUAUUGAAGGAACCGUUAUUAACUGGACUGUAAUAAACAGAAAGGAAUCAAGUCAUAUCAGCCAUCGCCAAAUUUUAUCGGAUUAUUAAUUAGUUUAUGGGAGAACGGUAAUAUAGACACUUUUGAAAAUUUCAUGAAAUAUCCUCUGUGAUGUAAAGAAAAUUCCUCAAAAUUUUCAAGAGAAUCUGCCCAUUUAUUCUCAUGCAAAAAAGAAAAUUGGAUGAAAUUUAGCAAUUGCUGAUAUGACUCGAUUCCUUCAUACUUAACGCGGUCCGAAUUUUCUUCAUUUAUUUUUUAUUAUUUUUUUUACCUUUAUAUUUUUAUCUGCUACUUGAGCAUUUAUGUUUUACCCUACGGCUGUAACCUCGAAUAUUCAGCUAAUAUUAAAAAAUUGAUGUCUGUAGAUGUUUUGAUUUUUAAGUGGUAGCCAUCGUAUUCCUAAGUUUAAUUUGUGAUGACUUAUCAUCUUUACCUUCUGUCCUAUUUUAGUAAGUAGUUUUUGACAUGAGAAAUUGAUUUUAAUAGCCCAUGCGGAGAAAAGUCUGCUUUCCUAUCUUCUGUUGUGCUAUUUAUUACUUCUGUUCAAUUUGCUGGUUUGAUGAAAAGUUCGAAACGAUUUUUUCAACGUCAAACCCAGGUCAGUCUGUCGGCAGAGUUGAGUGUAUUGAUCCCUGGAAUCCUCAAGUUUUUUCCAUCUGGUUUGAUAGAUAAGUUCCUGAAAUGAUCAUUCCUUUCAUAUUUUUUUAUAUUACAGUUAUACAAGUUUUAGAAUCAUUUGAAAGUAUUGAUUGGUAAGAUAUGCUAUAAUUACCCUAGAAUUUCUUAUUAGAAUACAAACUAAAGAGCAAAACCUAAUUUAUGAGAUUAGGAGUGGGGAUUAAAACAAAGAAAAACUGUGACUGGUCGAACAGAGCAUAAAAACUUGAAUCAUUAAAAAUGUCAUUAGACGUAUGCUUCGCACAAUGUUCUGACCAGUUUUUGGAGAAAUCGUGCGAUCUCUUAAAGUGUUCUCAGUUUAAUUCAGUUCUAAUACUGCGGAGCGUUUCUAAGUGUUAGUGAGCCCAAGUAAGAUAGUGACAUUGGUGAUGGAGGAGGUUCCAAAGUGCAUUUAACAAAUUGAAACGAUUAAAGUAUCUUGGACCCUCAGCAAAAUUAGGUAUACUCCUUAGCAAUGCUAGCAUACUACUUUAUGCCUGAUUCACUCAGCUGAACUAAUAGCAGUAACAAGAGGAUUCAAGUUGGCUCAGUCCAAUUUUCUUCUCGACCGAAUUGGAGGAUUUCUAUGAUUUCAGAUCAGCCCACUGACCUAGGUUAACAUUGUACUCUCAUGAUCACAAUAAAUAUUAGUCAGAUGUUAAGAAUGAUUCAGAGUUGCCACAACAAGGGGAAACUGAUAAUAUUCAGAAAAUUUUCCAUCAUAGCGCCAUAUUAUCGCAUGUAGCUUAGAGUCAGGGAGGGAAUAGCUGAUAAGUGUAGCUUUUAUUCAUCAGGUAAGCAUUUUAUGUUUCUACUGAGUAACAUUUUUUAUCAACCCCUAUUUUCUAAAGAAAUAAGAUUCUUUGGUAGUUAGAUCGGCACUCCUGAUAAUAAAAUGGUUGUUAAAUCCAUCAUCUAUCUGUAGUAUCCCUGCCCCUCAGUUUUUUUACCUAAGUCGAAAAUACUGUAUUUUGAUAGCACUCUAAAUAACACGGAAUCUUGAGAUAAUAUAACCCUUCCUCUUGACAAGGGCAGCUCUGUUUUUCUUUUUACAAUUUUGCUUGUCACUUGAAAGAACAAAUUUAUCUUGUCAAUUGUGAAUUAUGCUCUCAAUGUAUGUACUUAUUAUACUGUUCUACUACCUAAUAAUAAAACCAACUUGAAACUCAAA
This is a messenger RNA of Bemisia tabaci, 3721 nucleotides long. RefSeq names its product serine incorporator TMS1 (gene Serinc). The record is from RefSeq and is a predicted model, not a curated record. Gene Ontology annotation, cellular component: membrane. Lineage: Eukaryota; Metazoa; Arthropoda; Insecta; Hemiptera; Aleyrodidae.